Phyllopteryx taeniolatus (common seadragon) is the source of this 2062-nucleotide messenger RNA. RefSeq names its product tetraspanin 12 (gene tspan12). Gene Ontology annotation, cellular component: membrane. NCBI's taxonomy places the organism in Eukaryota, Metazoa, Chordata, Actinopteri, Syngnathiformes, Syngnathidae. The transcript has 7 exons. Bases 147 to 983 code for a protein of 278 amino acids. The record is from RefSeq and is a predicted model, not a curated record.
GCGAGCAGGCAGGCAGCACCUGUGGGUCGUCUUUUUCCCCCCACCCUUCUAAGACAACCGACUGCAUGCACGCUACUCGGUAGCGGCCCGGCUCAGCUCAGAAUGAGGCCGUGCUGGUCCGAAGCAUUUGAGGCCCGAACCGAGCGAUGGCGAGACAAGACGCCGUGAGAUGCGUGCGCCUUUUCCUCUGCGCGCUCAACGUGCUCUUCUGGCUGAUGUCAGCGUGCAUUCUGGGAGUGGCGGCGUGGAUCCGAGAUUCACUGAACGCCGUCCUGACUCUGACCGCUCACACCAGGCUGGAGGAGGCUGCCGUGCUGACCUUUGCCCCCGUGGUUCAUCCCGUCCUGGUGGUGGUCUGUUGCUUCCUGCUGAUGGUGGCCAUGUUGGGCGUGUGCGGCACGCUGCGCUGUGACCUGGUGAUGUUGUCCUGGUACUUCGGAAGUCUGCUGGUCAUCUUGUGUGUGGAGUUGGCUAGCGCUCUAUGGACCUAUGAGCAGCCCCAUGUGCAGCGCUCUGACAUGAUCAGUCUAAAGUUUCGGAUGUCAAACUUCGGCCUUCGCCAGCAUCAGUGGCUCACACACACCUGGAACACCUUUCAGACAGAGUUUGAGUGCUGCGGGGUGAUCUACUUCACGGAUUGGCUGGAGAUGACAGAGAGGGAGUGGCCACCUGACUCCUGCUGCUCCUAUCAGUAUCCAGGAUGUGCUCGCCGCGCCCACCAGCACGACCUCAGUGAUCUACAUCAAGAGGGCUGCGGUCCAAAGCUGCUGUCUUUCAUCCGCUCCAGCGCGCUGCUGCAGCUUCUGCGCUUCCUGGGCGUGGCCAUGGGCGUGGCCCAGAUCCUGGCCAUGGCUCUGACCCUCAUGCUGCUCUGGACGCUUCACUACGGGCGCAAGUGGCCCAAAGAACAACAAUGCUUGCCGGCGCCACCUGGAGGAGGCCCGCCCGCUGAACAUCACUUACACAUGGAGCCUGUUUCAUAGCAUUAUAUCAUAUUACAUUUGGAGACAUACAACUACAACUGCAGAAAUAUUGGCAUCUAAAUAGAGAAUGGAAAUGUGUUGUGUGUGUGCUGUGUAUGCGUGUUUUUGUGUAUUUUUAGUAUGCAUAUCUGUGUAUGGUUUGUGUUUGGUGUGUGUACGUGUUGUGUGUGUGUGUAUAUAUAUAUAUAUAUAUGUGUGUGUUUGUGGUAUCAUUUCAUUUAGUCACCAAAUAUUAAACAAAAUAAAUAUAUAUAUUUUUUAAUGUAGAUGUAUUUUUAUGCCUCAGUAUAUUUAAAAUGUUAAGAUAAAAUACAUUAUUCAUGAAAUAAAUACAAAAAUAUUUAUUAUCUGAGAAUUUAAUCCAAAAAAAAUUUAUAUCCUGUAUUUAUAAAUUAGUUUUGUUUGACUCGUGCUUGUCUUAUCCAUGGUAAAUGAAGAGAUAAAUGAAUUUCAACAAAACAAUAAAUUGAAAUAACUAAUUUUAGCGGGGGGGGGGGGGGGGAAUCCAUAUUAAUGAAACAAAUAUUACAGCUCUCCUCAUAAUAUAAAUGCUGAGUGGGCCACAUUUAAAAAAAAUAAAUAAUAAUCAUCAUCUUUGCCCAGGACCGGUCUCAAUCCAAUGUAGAAUGUUCUGCCGUUGUCAUGGCGAUGCUCUCUAUAUUGUGUUGAUUUCCUUUUGGUGGGGAAUGUUCAUUGGGGUUAGAGUUCACAGAGGAAGCGAGCGGAGAGGAAAUUCACUGGACAAGCUUGGCACAUUAAUAAUAGUCGGGGCCCGCCCGCCUAUUCUCCCUGAGACACGAGGGCAUUUAUUUAUAUUAUAUUUCAACUCUGCACACGCUGUCAAUCAUCUCUCGCAACUCUUGCAUGCCACAAAUCCACAGGAAUAAUAAUUUAAUUAUCAAAAGCAUCGCAAUAAGGAUGUUUGACAAAACAACAUGUUGAAUGAGAAAAGUGAUGCAUGAUACUAAUACAUGGGCUUUAAGCCGCAUAUGAAGGAUAUCGAAUUAAACGGUCAAACAGCUUUCCACACCGGUGUCACACUUCAUGCAAAUAAAUCAAUAAAAUGAAUCAACUCUCAA